CACACACACACACACACACACACACACACAGAGGGACUACCCACCAUAGGCUGUACACAAGCACGCGUGUGUGAGUGUGUGUAUGUUACAGUUGUUGAAUCAAUCCAAAGUUGAAGUUAGGAGUGAUAUAAAGCCACCAUCGUCUUCAUCAUCAUCAUCAUCAUCCUCAGUUCCAGUAGAAGUGUGUGUGGACGCUAGGCUGGCUCUUCCUGGGGUGUAAGGCACUGAGCGCCUGUCAGCAUGGACGCCCAACUACAAGGCCAGCAGCCACCAAUAGCUGUGUUUCAGCCACAGAAGCCGCUACAACCAGAGAUGGGAUACAACAGCUUAGCCAACUUUUACAUCGAGAAGAAGAUCGGACGGGGGCAGUUUAGCGAGGUCUAUCGGGCCAAAUACUUGUUAGACAACACUCCAGUAGCUUUGAAAAAAGUUCAGAUAUUCGAUCUGAUGGAUGCCAAAGCCCGGCAAGAUUGCAUCAAAGAGAUAGAUCUCCUGAAGCAACUAAACCACCCCAACGUAAUUAAAUAUCACGCAUCAUUCAUCGAGGAGAACGAGCUAAAUAUAGUUCUGGAGCUGGCGGACGCCGGGGACCUCUCACGUAUGAUAAAGCAUUUUAAGAAACAGAGGAGGCUGAUCCCUGAGAAGACCGUGUGGAAGUACUUUGUUCAGCUGUGCAGCGCACUGGAGCACAUGCACUCACGCCGUGUAAUGCACAGAGAUAUUAAACCGGCCAACGUCUUCAUCACCGCUACCGGAGUGGUGAAACUAGGCGACCUGGGCCUGGGCCGCUUCUUCAGCUCCAAAACCACCGCCGCACACUCUCUAGUGGGCACCCCUUAUUACAUGUCUCCCGAGAGGAUACACGAAAACGGAUAUAACUUCAAAUCUGACAUCUGGUCGCUAGGCUGUCUGCUGUAUGAGAUGGCGGCUCUUCAGAGUCCGUUCUACGGGGACAAGAUGAACCUGUACUCGCUGUGUAAAAAGAUCGAGCAGUGUGACUACCCUCCUCUCCCGUCUGAUCACUACUCAGAAGAGCUGCGAAAGCUGGUAGAUAUGUGCAUCAAUCCGGAUCCGGAGAAGCGGCCUGACAUCACCUACGUGUACGGAAUCGCCAAGCACAUGCACGGUCUGACUCUGGCCAACUGAAUCUAUCCAUCCAUCCAUCCAUCCUCCUUCUGCUUCUCCCACUUCUGGAUGAUGUUCGCCAGCCAAAAAAAAAAAAAAAAAAAUCUUCUGUGGCUCAUUGGUUCAUGUUACAGUCAUACGAUUGCUUCAUUACUGCGAGAAGCUUUAAUCCAAACAUGUGCAGGGUGACUUUAACAUCAUUAUCAACUAUUAAUUCUACUUCUGUGUGUAACGCUGAAGCCGGGUCACAGUAAGCGUAAUUAAUACACACACACACACACACACACACACACACACACACACACACACACACACACACACACACACUUUGAUGCACGACUUCAAACCAAAGAUCAGAUAUGAGUAUAAAAUGUAGUGCAUAAACCUUAAAAAUGCACAAAACGGUUCUAAACGUUUUUUUUUUUUUUAAUCCGUAUUUGUCUCGCACACAAAGGAAUACUGAAGCCUAAAGUGUCUCACUGUUCUGUGUAUAUUUUUUUUUUUUUCUUUUUUUUUUUUGGGAUAGUGGUACAGAUGCUGCAACACCCCUGAUUGUUGAAUGUAAUGGCUUUUUUUUUUUUUUUUUUUUCUAUCUGAAACGAAACCAAGCGUCUCAUGACACUCCUUCAGAAACCCUACAAAAAGACUGAAAGUCUCUCUUGGUUUAUAUAAAAAUAAUCUCAUGUUCACCUGAAAACUCGUCCCUGAUUCAGUGGCUUAAAUUGUGUUUUGUAGUUCUAUUAAAAGAGAAUGAAGUCACGGUGUACAUGUUGCAGGUCGCAUGCGCUUUCUGACUAAUCCAGUGCCUUCAGCCUUAAAGAAACAAGGGAACAAACCAGGUGUGAGUUUGUCGUAGAUAUUCUCCUUCACAGACGUCUGUCUGCCUCAAUCACCGGAUACCUUUUAUUACUUUAAUUAAAAAGAAAAGAAUUAAGCCUUUUUAUAUCAUUUUUGAAUGAAACAGCUGUCUCGCUGAAGCUGGCGUCAGGAGUGUGGAAUUCUUCUGAUGCCAUUAUGGACCAGGACUGAUGAAGGAACAUGAAUUAAAAGUCUUCACGUUGAUGAUCAUACGGCUGAACGCACUUUGCGUCUCUUCGGCUAAGACGUAUGACAGACACUGUGUUGCCGGCGUGAACCUCGACGCAAUCAAUUGCGCUACGUGCCUUUUCUCACCUACACCAAACCCCAGCCGUGGUCAGUCUGCUUGGCCUGCAGUACCUGAUCAGAUGAAAUCUCUUUUCAGCCUAAUUAGUUUACUGUUGAGGUGUUUUAGGUUUGUUGGGGUUCCUUUAUAAGCUCAUAUGUUCAUAUAAUAUAUGCUGAGCUCUAGGAGGUUUAUUCACAGAUCAGUCCAUUUGCACGUCUCUCCAUCUUACACACAGCAAGUUAUUCCAUUUCACCGAUGUCCCAUUUGUCCACCCAGACACGUGUCUUACGACCUUCUCGCCUUCUCCACCCUCGUCCGAGUUUCUUUACCUUUCUAACAGCUUUUGUGUUCUGAACCCUUAGCAUCUACAGAACGAUUGAUUUGCCGUGAUAGUAUCCGUGUAAAAUGUUUUAAAAGAGUAGUCAUUUUAAGUGUUUACUUUUUCUUUGUUAUUAUUUAGCUAUAAUCGGUUUAUUCCUCUUUUUUUUUUCUUCCUUAUCAUGUUAACACAAUAACAGUUGCCUCCUGUUGCCUCUUAGAAGCAUAUUUAUCUUGCUAUAAAACUCCGAGACAGAGUGAGGUUCAGGGUGAAGCGUCGUCUCACAGAAGAGCUGAGGCGUGUAUGUAUGUACUGCGUUUAUUGGCAGCGCUUAACGGUGACGUGUUUACAUAUGAAGCCUUUGCAAAACUUGACAGAGAGUGUGUGCUGCGGACGAUAAAGCGCCGGGGCAUGUUCACUAGCGCAUGGGGUCGUGGGUAAUCUACAGUAUAUACAGGCAAAGUACACCAUUGAAAGGAGAAGGUCCAGUCUGCUCGCUGGGGACCGGACGUCACACCGUUGUCCGGCGCUGCUGAACGUGUCUCGGUGCGUCACUCUCUCUGCUUUCACCCAAAACCUUUUUUGGGGGUGGGGGGAGGGGCAAGGGGCAGAAAACCCGCCUGUUUAUUUAUUUAUCAUCAUUGUUGUUUUGAUGUUCUUGAUGUCUAACUCAAGAUUACUUCUUUUCAUGUUAACUGAAAGCGAAAUAAAACAGAACUUCUUUUAA
Messenger RNA from Tachysurus fulvidraco (yellow catfish), 3318 nucleotides. RefSeq names its product NIMA-related kinase 7 (gene nek7). The record is from RefSeq and is a predicted model, not a curated record. Gene Ontology annotation, biological process: protein phosphorylation. Lineage: Eukaryota; Metazoa; Chordata; Actinopteri; Siluriformes; Bagridae. Gene Ontology annotation, molecular function: ATP binding; protein kinase activity. The transcript has 10 exons. Bases 241 to 1146 code for a protein of 301 amino acids.